AAUAGCGAUGGGUAAUUAGAUAAGGAGAUGGAUGGAAGGGAAGGAAGGAAGGAGGGGAGAGAAGGAAGGGUCUAAGGGGGUCUCUUCCCUUGGCAGGGAACCGCUGCGUGAAAGGGGAGGAGCUGAGCUUGAAAGGGGAGACGGUGAACGACUGCCACGCCGAGAUCAUCUCCCGAAGGGGAUUCCUCAGGUUCCUCUACCACGAGCUGAUGGCGUUCGACCCCCUGGCGACAGAGGAGAGCAUCUUCCAGCUGGCGGAAGACGGGAAACUGAAGAUCAAGGAGGACGUCAGCUUUCACCUGUACAUCAGCACAGCGCCUUGCGGAGACGGCGCACUCUUCGACAAGUCCUGCAGCGAGCAGGCCAACACAGCUGGAGAGGACCAACACCAGCCCCUCUUUGAGAACCCCAAACAGGGGAAACUGCGCACCAAGGUGGAAAACGGAGAGGGCACCAUCCCGGUGGAGUCGAGCGACAUCGUGCCAACCUGGGACGGCAUCCAGCACGGCGAACGCCUGCGCACCAUGUCCUGCAGCGACAAAAUCCUGCGCUGGAACGUGCUCGGCUUGCAAGGCGCCCUGUUGUCCCACUUCAUCCAUCCCGUCUACCUUCGCUCGGUCACGCUAGGCUACUUGUAUAGCCAAGGCCACUUGACCCGCGCCAUUUGCUGCCGGAUGUCCAAAGACGGCAACGCCUUCGGGGCGAGGCUUCCCGCGCCCUAUUUGGUCAAUCACCCCGAGGUCGGCCGUGUCAGUGUCUACGACUCCGCGAGGCAGACGGGGAAGACCAAAGAAUCCAGCAUCAACUGGUGCCUCCCGGAUGGCACCAGCGUCGAAAUCCUGGACGGCACGAAAGGCAAAGUGGACGGGUACGUCCGACGUGGAUCCAUUCGAGACGAGAAUAUUUGGG
This is a messenger RNA of Pseudonaja textilis, 909 nucleotides long. The record is from RefSeq and is a predicted model, not a curated record. Lineage: Eukaryota; Metazoa; Chordata; Lepidosauria; Squamata; Elapidae.